GAAGAUGUUGAUAUUCCCAGUAGGAGAGUUCUGAUUACUGGUGCCACGGGACUUCUUGGCAGAGCUGUGUUUAAAGAAUUCAAUGAAAAUAAUUGGAACGCAGUUGGCUGUGGAUACAGGAGAGCUCAGCCCAGAUUUGAGCAGAUUAAUCUUUUGGACUCUAUCGCAGUUCAUGACAUUAUCCAUGAUUUUCAGCCUCACGUCAUAGUGCAUUGUGCUGCUGAGAGAAGGCCAGAUGUUGUAGAAAGUCAACCAGAUGCUGCUUCUCAGCUCAAUGUGGCUGCUUCGGCGAACUUGGCAAAAGAGGCAGCUGGAGUUGGAGCGUUUCUGAUCUACAUUAGUACAGACUAUGUAUUUGAUGGAACAAGCCCUCCUUAUAAAGAGACUGAUGCACCAAAUCCGCUGAAUUUAUAUGGUAAAACCAAACUGGAGGGUGAAAAAGCAGUCCUGGAAAAUAAUGAAGGUGCUGCAGUCCUUAGGAUUCCUGUCUUGUAUGGAGAGGUAGAAAGACUGGAGGAAAGUGCUGUGACUAUUAUGUUUGAUAAAGUGCAGUUCAGUAAUAAAUCUGCCAACAUGGACCACUGGCAACAAAGAUUUCCUACUAAUGUCAAGGAUGUAGCAACUGUUUGCAGACAACUAGCAGAGAAGAGAAUGCUGGACCCAUCAGUAAAAGGAACAUUUCACUGGUCUGGCAAUGAACAGAUGACUAAGUACGAAAUGGCAUGUGCCAUUGCAGACGCUUUCAACCUUCCCAGCAGCCACCUGAGACCAAUUACUGAUUGUCCAGUUGUGGGUGCCCUUCGUCCGAGGAAUGCUCAGCUGGACUGCUCCAAGUUGGAGAUGCUGGGGAUAGGUCAGAGAACGCCGUUUCGAGCUGGGAUCAAAGAAUCGCUUUGGCCUUUCCUUGUGGACAAGAGAUGGAGGCAGACAGUCUUCCAUUAGUUUGUAUCUUUUUUAGUAAAAGUAUGGUAUGUGGCACUUUUUUAAAAGAAAAAAUAGUUUUGUAUGAGUGUUCUUAAAUUGUGACAUCUAUGAGUUUUCAUUUAAUCAGGUAAACAUAUGGUCUUGCACUAGUGAAAUUGUUGGCCUAAAAAAGUUCAGUGACAGAAACUGAGCCUAUUUGAUGUCAUGGAUCUUUCCUUCCAUUCGUACCAGUCUAAGUUAAUGUCUGUUCCCAGCAGAUUAUGGUUCUUAGUAAUCAGUACCAUUUGAUGCUAAGAAUGCCUCAGAUCACCUGCAGACUUACUUUUGGCUGAAAUAUGUUGUUGAUGCUUAAGGUCUGUGCCAUUGUUCUAUUAUACCAUUUCUCUUCAUUAAACGACAUGGUCGGUUACUUUAUCACCAAAAAAUCUGAGUAUUUUGUUUUUAACUUCUGAAGGUGGCAUUCUUAUGAAGUUAAACUGAAGCAGGAGUCGUUAAAUGUUUGUUUUGCUUGAGCUCUGAUCAAAAUGUUUUUUAAAAAAGUGAAACUUUAUUUUUGCAAUUAGCAAGUGUAGUUUUUAUGCUUGAAAUAUUUUCAGAAUGUUCUGUAACUUGAAUGCCUGCAGCUUCACAUUUGUACAGUAAGUCGUAUGCAUUUGUUUUGGUAGUGACAUAAAAGCUAGGAGAGGGUUGGGAGGGUGGGGAAUAAAUAGUUUUGACCUUUUUUUGUGGGGUGGGAGGGGGAUUGGAGUUGGAGGAUAAUUUUUUUUG
Messenger RNA from Leptosomus discolor (cuckoo roller), 1692 nucleotides. The record is from RefSeq and is a predicted model, not a curated record. Lineage: Eukaryota; Metazoa; Chordata; Aves; Leptosomiformes; Leptosomidae.